AUGUCCGACUACGGUGGAUACGACGACCGCCGCCGCUAUCGCGAGACGCGCACUCGACCUCGCGAACGCGGCGAUCCCGAAUUCGUCCAGGAAACUACCUACAUCGAGCGCGGCAAGGGCCCUCCUCCUCGUGAUCUGGUCUACCGCCCUCGCGAAGAAAGCGUCGAAGACAUCACACGAGACUUCCCUCCCCCCUCGAGCGAUCGUUAUGGCCCUCGUGGAGGAAGAAGAGAAUACGACAACUACCCUCCACCUCGCCGUGCGCGCAGCCAGGUUGGCCGCAGAGACUACGAUGAUUACGACGAUGAUUAUGAUGUCCCUGUCGCUGCUGCCGCUGCUGCAGGCGCUGGAUAUGCUGCUGGACGCGCAAAGGAUCGCCGCCGUUACCGUGACCGCCAUGAUCGUGACUACGACUCGGAAGAAUACUCACCCCCUCGUCGCCGUCAUGCUGAACGACGCAAGUCUGGUGUCGGUGAGAUCUUGGAAGGCCUCGGACUUGGAGGAGUCGCCGCUGCUAUCACAGGACGCUCGCGUAGCCGCAGCAGGUCCAGAGAUCGUGACUCUCGUCGUGACAGAGACGGCAGAGCCAGAUCACGUCAUGGUGGUCGCUACGACUCUGACGACGAUAGCCGCAGCCGCAGCAGGUCCAAGGGACGCACCGAACGCAAGUGGGCUCAGGCUGCUCAAGCUGCUCUUGUUGCUGGUGCUGUCGAGGCUUUCCGAUCCCGCAAGGAACCUGGACCUUGGACUGGAGAAAAAGGCCGUCGUAUUGCCACUGCCGCCAUUGGUGCUGGCGGUAUCGAUGGGCUUGUCGACCGCAAUCCGGACAAAAAGACAAAGCGUCAUCUGGCUGAAGCUGUGAUUGGAGGUCUAGCAGCCAAUCGCCUUGCCAACGGCCCUCGCAGUAGAAGUAGAGGCCCUGCUGGCGCUAGGGAUGACCCGUAUGGCCGCUCUCGCAGUCGCUCUCGUUCAAUCUUUGGCGGCCGUGGCAGAAGCCAGUCGCGUGGUCGUGAUGGCCAAGGCGGUGGCGCUGGUGGGCUCGAGAAGCUUGCAGCUGGAGGAGCUCUGGCAGCAGCUGGCAAGGCCAUCUAUGACCGUGUACGUUCAAAAUCACGUCGUAGGCGCUCUCCUUCGUCCAGCUCUGCAGACUCGUAUGUCCCUUCCCGCAAUCGCCGUCGCAACAAGGAGCGAAGCUCACCUGCUCAAUCAGAUACAGGCAGCCGCGCCGUCGCCCAGCGCGGUCGUGAUCGUAACCUAGGCCCCGCCGCUGGUGCUGGUGCAGGUGCGGGCGCCCUCGCUGCCUCAAACAACAACCGCGGCGCACGCAGCGAGAGUUCGUCGAGCAGCAGCACCGAUGUCGAUGUUCGUCGUAAGCGUAUGCGAGGCAAGGAGCUGCUAACAGCCGGCCUUGCCACAGUCGCCACGAUUCAUGCUGCUCAUGGUGUUUACUCAAGUAUGGAAGCCCAUGAGAGGCGCCACAAGCUCGUUCAAGAGGGCGAAAUGUCUCCGGCCGAAGCUCGCAAGAAGCAGACAAAGGCUUGGGUGCAGGAUGCAGCUGCUGUCGGUAUUGCUGCAUUGGGUAUCAAGGGUGCUUUCAGCGAGUGGAAGGAGAUGAACGAGCAUAGACGCGAGAUUCACGAGCUGGAGAAGAGAAAGGCUCUCAAGCAGAAGCGUCGCGAGAAACAGGACCGAGAGGCACGUCGUGCACAAGAAGAGAGCCUCUACCGAAUGCUUCCCCUCUUGCAGCAGCAACAACAACAACAGUUGCAGCAGCAACAGCAAUACGGAGCUCCUCAAGUGCCCGUGCAGCCUGGAAAUCAGAUGAUGUACCCUGGCAAUCUUCCACCUCCACCACCCGGACCCCCUCCUGCUGCGAGGUAUUAG
Molecule: messenger RNA, 1884 nt
Organism: Aureobasidium melanogenum CBS 110374
Lineage: Eukaryota; Fungi; Ascomycota; Dothideomycetes; Dothideales; Saccotheciaceae
Exons: 2
Coding region: 1-1884 (627 amino acids)
Source: RefSeq, a predicted model, not a curated record